UGGUCUGCUGGAUGGCUGCCAUCCUCCGCCUCUGCACUUCCCUCUCUGUGUGUCAACACCACGACAUGACUCUGCAGAGCCGCUCGAGAGUUGCUCCGUGAAACAGACUAAACCACAGGACUGCAUUUGCUUUUCCCUGCGGUCUUCCCUACGUGCACUGUAAGCAUGGCCCGAAACCUGCUGAAGAACCCCAGUGGGCAAGAGCAGCUGGAAUUCUGGGAGCUAACGGCGAAUGGUGGGAAUGAGUGGAAGGUGGAGGACAUGCCAGGAGAUUGCGGCCAUGACUUCUGCAAUGACGAAGUAACCACAUACUUUGCCACCUCCUACGAGCUCUGUCUGAAGAAACAGGUGGUUGACCUCUUAGCAGAAGGUUACUCUUAUGAAGAGCUGGACACUUCGCCAAACAUCACAGUGGAGGACUGGUACUGCGGGAGGACAGAUUGUGGCUGCACCUACCAAAUAUCUGUGUGUCUGCUUGAUGAAAACCAGGAGGUCAAAGAGGAGUUCAAACCACAUCCAGUGAUACUUGACCCGGAUUUUUCUGAGUGCUCAUGGAAACAGGUCAGCCAUACAUUUUCUGACUACAGCCCUGGAAUACGCUUCAUCAGUUUUGAACAUGGAGGACAUGACACCAGAUACUGGAAUGGAUGGUUUGGGGUCCGAGUCACUGGAAGCUCUGUUACUGUUGAGGCCUGACUGAGGACAAUGGAUGGAGAUAAACAGGGAGUUAGGAAGGAAGAAAUCCUCAGUUUAAAUCUGGAAAGGUUUCAGGAAGACCUGCUUUGCCUUUUUGCAGCACGCUGACAUUUGCACACAUGUAUCACGCAUGUUACAGUUCAUACUCUGGAAUAAUACACCAAUAAUUAAUCAAACGGGGUGAUAAUGGCUUUACUCAUUUGCAUAAAAAUUAAUCAUAAUAAUACAUGCAAACAUAACUGGAUAGAAAAUCUUUUUUUUAUUACAUUCUGCUUCUUUAAAGUGAUUUAUCUUGGUGUUUCACUUAAACCAAAGAUGCUAACAAAGCUGCUCCCUCCUCAUCCAAAAAACAUCAUCUCUGUAAGCCUUUAAUAUCCUCACACUUCUUGAAUGGAAUGUCGUAGAUAUCAGUAAGCUCUGCCAAAUGGUUCAGUAGACCAUUAAAGGGUUAAUUAGUUUUGACUGUCAACUAAGUAUGUUAUUUUGACUUGAUUUAAUUUUGAUAACCUCAGAGAAGGCAUAACCUUCCCCUGUGACCUUUGGCGUCCCCCUAAGGGGCCCAGACCCCAGGUUGGGAAUCAAGCUACUAACAAACUCAUUUAUGAAACUAGCUAUUAGUUUGCAGUUCUUGUUGAUUUUAGUUUAACAGGAGCAGCGCACAUUAAGAAAACAAAUAAUGAAUUACUUCAUAGCUUUUUUAAUUGGCCCUUUGCAGUUCAGUCCUCGUCAUUUUUUUUAAAGAUGGACUUCUGCUAGCAUGUUAUCUUAACAGGUUUCUAAUACUGACAUUUGAAACACUUAAAUGUACUGGUACAAUACAUAUUUACACAGUACAACCUCAAGAAAGUCAACAAACAACUGUCCGAUCACAA
Molecule: messenger RNA, 1568 nt
Organism: Thalassophryne amazonica
Lineage: Eukaryota; Metazoa; Chordata; Actinopteri; Batrachoidiformes; Batrachoididae
Gene: fbxo2
Product: F-box protein 2
Exons: 6
Coding region: 166-696 (176 amino acids)
Biological process (GO): SCF-dependent proteasomal ubiquitin-dependent protein catabolic process; glycoprotein catabolic process
Cellular component (GO): SCF ubiquitin ligase complex; cytoplasm
Molecular function (GO): ubiquitin protein ligase activity
Source: RefSeq, a predicted model, not a curated record